AUGGCUGAAGAAAAGCAUUUUGAUGCAUCUGCAUCAACAUCAGCAUCUGAUCCGGUUGGAUAUCCCGGAGGACCAUAUGAUAUGUCUCUGUUAGUUAAAUACGAACAGCAUGUUGCAUACCGUAUAUGGUUUGGUGAGGAGAGAGGGUCGAAGAAAGAGUUAAAGGUGGCGGGACAUGGGAUAAAGUUGACUCAGAGGGUUCCACUACAGUUACCCAGAGAGAUGGAGAGCUGGAUAUCUAGGUCUGGUCUAGCUUCACUUCAGAGAACCAGUUUAACAAAGAUAGACACAAACCUAGUUUCCGCUUUUGCAGAGAGGUGGCAUUUAGAGACAUCUUCAUUUCACAUGUCAUUCGGUGAGAUGACGAUUACUCUAGAUGACGUAUCUUGCCUGAUUCACUUGCCAUACAGGGGAGUUUUCUGGAACCCUCCAGAUAUCAGUGAAGCGCUUGCUAUUGAGUGGGUUGUUGAUUAUUUGGGAGUGCCACAGAGAAUAGCACAACAACAAGUCCGUGAGUGCAAGGGUUCCUACUAUAAGCUGGAGUGGUUAUAUGAUCGGUUCGUAGAGCACUGA
Lathyrus sativus (Indian pea) is the source of this 573-nucleotide messenger RNA. The record is from the annotation of a GenBank genome assembly. Lineage: Eukaryota; Viridiplantae; Streptophyta; Magnoliopsida; Fabales; Fabaceae.